AUGUCUGAUCAAGGAAGCCCCGCGAAGGUCCCUGACGGACAACCAGACCCAGUCCUCGUUGGACCGGGGCUUACAGCUUUAAAGGAUGAAGCUUACAAAGAUGCGACUAAUGCUACGCCGAGCUUGCCCGCCGAUAAGAAACACCAGAUGGAUAGUGAUGCGCCUUCGUACUUUGCUAGCAUCCCGGGCGUGAGGACCGACGCACUGGACUCCUCGGAUGCCGCUCCGCCACCAGGCCGGAGGAAGAUGUCUUCAGGACAAGACCUCCUGCGCCGGUUGAGCCUUACGGGGGACGCAUCGCCAAUGUCGCCUGAGAUUGACCCUCGCUCGCAGCAUCCAGGGUUGAAGUUGAGUGGCCGACUGAUCAGCGCGGCCUUUUGUAUCCCGUACAAGCUCUAUCAUCAAUCUGGUUCAAACUGGGAACUCAAGCCGCGGUCCGGAACUUCAGCCCUCUUCGAUUCAUUCGCUCAUCUAGCCUCUGAUGAGACUCAAUGGUCUCAUACGCUGGUGGGAUGGACUGGAGAGGUCGAGCCUGCAUCUGAUACGAAGAUGCCUCUCCAGCAGAUUCCAGUAAAUGCGGCUACCAAGCUACCGACUAGUGCCAGCGCUGCGGGCGCGAUCCCACUCAACAAGGCAGCCGCACCCGUUCCGGUAAAUGCGAGUCAGAAACCCCCUUCACACCCUCUGAUUGAUGGAAUCAGCAUUGAGAAAGAGGACCGGGAAAGGCUUGAUCAACAGUUGGCCUCUGGGCGUUAUGGCCGGAUCUUGCCAGUCUGGCUAUCGGAUGAGUCAGAGGAGCCACAAGACACCGUCCUCCUCAAAGACCAAGGAAGGUGGCGCCGGUAUGCAGAGAGAGAACUCUACCCUCUCCUGCACUACAAGCAGCAUGGCCCUACGGACGGUCGUUCGGAGCAGCGGUGGUGGUCUGAUUAUACCCGCCUGAAUCAACUCUUUGCGGAUCGCAUUGCGGCGGACUAUCAGGAAGGCGACGUGGUCUGGAUUCACGAUUACCACCUUUUCCUCCUGCCCAGCCUACUACGACAGCGCAUCCCGAAUAUCUACAUCGGCUUCUUCCUACACUCGCCGUUCCCCAGUAGCGAGUUCGUCCGAUGUUUGGCCAAGCGCAAGGAAGUCUUGACCGGAGUCCUCGGUGCCAACAUGAUUGGGUUCCAGACAUUCUCCUAUUCACGGCACUUUUCUUCAUGUUGCACCCGUGUCUUGGGCUUCGAGUCUAAUUCUGCUGGUGUGGACGCAUAUGGUGCCCACGUUGCCGUGGAUGUCUUCCCCAUUGGAAUCGAUGCUCGAGCGAUACAAAAGGCGGCCUUCGGAUCGCUGGAUCUGGAGAAGACCGUGCAAGGCAUCCGCAAAUUGUAUGCCGGAAAGAAGAUUAUCGUCGGCCGUGAUCGUCUUGACAGUGUUCGCGGUGUGGCCCAAAAGUUGCAGGCUUUCGAAAUUUUCUUGGAAAGAUACCCUGAAUGGCGGGAUAAGGUUGUUCUCAUCCAAGUGACAAGCCCGACCAGCGUUGAGGAAGAGAAAGAGGAUCCCGAGAACAAGAUUGCUGGCCAGAUUGCCAACCUUGUUUCCACGAUUAAUGGUCGCUUUGGAUCGCUCAGCUUCUCUCCGGUGCAGUACUACCCACAGUAUCUGUCUCAGCGGGAGUACUUUGCUCUUCUGCGCGUCGCUGACGUGGGACUGAUCACCACUGUCCGCGACGGUAUGAACACCACGAGUUUGGAGUAUAUCGUGUGCCAACAGACAAACCACAGUCCCCUCAUCCUUUCGGAAUUCUCGGGCACUGCAGGCACAUUGCCCAGCGCUAUUCACAUCAACCCCUGGGACUUGGUGGGUGUCGCUGGCGCAAUUGACAAAGCCCUCAAGAUGCCGGCCGAUCAGCGCAAGGACCAGCACCUGAAGCUGUACAAGCACGUCAUCACCAACACCGUCAGCACUUGGUCCACGCUGUUCCUCCACCGUCUCCUCACCAACCUGUCCUCCUUUGACCAGUCUGUCGCUACGCCUGCCCUAGAUCGCGGUAAAUUGAUGAAGGCAUACCGCAAAGCACGGAGACGGCUGUUCAUGUUUGACUACGACGGUACCCUCACGCCGAUUGUAAAGGACCCGCAGGCCGCAAUCCCGUCCGAUCGUGUCCUGCGCACUUUGAAGAGCUUGUCUGCUGAUCCCCGAAAUGCCGUCUGGAUCAUCAGUGGACGAGAUCAGGCCUUUUUGGAUGAAUGGAUGGGUCAUCUCCCCGAGCUAGGCCUCAGUGCCGAGCACGGGUGUUUUAUCCGCAAGCCCCGGUCAGAUGACUGGGAGAAUCUGGCCGAGCGGACCAACAUGGGCUGGCAAAAGGAAGUAAUUGAAGUUUUCCAGCACUACACCGAACGGACGCAAGGGUCAUUUAUUGAGCGCAAACGUGUGGCAUUGACCUGGCACUACCGCCGGGCCGACCCGGAGUAUGGAGCCUUCCAGGCACGUGAAUGUCGCAAGGCCCUGGAAGAUACGGUUGCCAAGCGGUGGGAUGUGGAGGUUAUGGCCGGCAAGGCCAACCUCGAGGUGCGGCCGACUUUUGUCAACAAGGGAUUCAUUGCGACACGGUUGGUCAACGAGUAUGGUACGGAGCCGGGUAAGGCGCCGGAAUUCAUCUUGUGUCUGGGCGACGACUUUACCGAUGAAGAUAUGUUCCGUGCCCUUCAAAAGUUCGACCUGCCGCAGGACCAUGUGUACUCGGUGACCGUUGGCGCCAGCUCGAAGCAGACCGAUGCCAGCUGGCACCUGCUUGAGCCAGCAGACGUCAUCAGCACUUUGCAAAUGCUCAACAGCAACUCGCACCAAGAUCAUUGA
This is a messenger RNA of Penicillium daleae, 2841 nucleotides long. RefSeq names its product putative alpha,alpha-trehalose-phosphate synthase subunit Tps2 (gene orlA). Gene Ontology annotation, biological process: cellular response to heat; fungal-type cell wall organization; trehalose biosynthetic process. NCBI's taxonomy places the organism in Eukaryota, Fungi, Ascomycota, Eurotiomycetes, Eurotiales, Aspergillaceae. The record is from RefSeq and is a predicted model, not a curated record. The coding region runs from base 1 to 2841 and encodes 946 amino acids. Gene Ontology annotation, molecular function: catalytic activity. Gene Ontology annotation, cellular component: alpha,alpha-trehalose-phosphate synthase complex (UDP-forming); cytosol. The transcript is spliced from 3 exons.